Messenger RNA from Phoenix dactylifera (date palm), 2538 nucleotides. It is a transcript of the gene EXO70F1, whose product is annotated as exocyst subunit exo70 family protein F1. The record is from RefSeq and is a predicted model, not a curated record. Gene Ontology annotation, biological process: exocytosis. Gene Ontology annotation, cellular component: exocyst. Gene Ontology annotation, molecular function: phosphatidylinositol-4,5-bisphosphate binding. Lineage: Eukaryota; Viridiplantae; Streptophyta; Magnoliopsida; Arecales; Arecaceae.
UUGGCGUAACGAAGAAGCAUUCAAGCCUGACAAAAAAGAAAUCGCACUCCUUCGACGGUGGAAUCCGCGAUCUUUCUCCUCUUUCUCCCUUCCACCAACCUACCCCUAAUCCAAACCCUAAUCUUUUCUUGCCCCCCGCUCUCUCUUUCUCUUUUUCGAUCCGGUUGUCGGACCCCUGCAAAACCCUAGUCCAAGGCGGAGUUUAUCCGAUCGCAGAGGCGGAGGAGGCGGCACAUGGCAGCGGCGGCAAGGGUGGACGGCCAGGAGAAGGUGAUCGCGGCGGCGCAGCACAUCGUCAAGAGCCUCGCCACCUCCAAGAACGCCGCCGAGGACAUGAUCCGCAUCCUCUCCGGCUUCGACAACCGCCUCUCCGUCAUGAACGAAGACCUCUUCCCGCCCGCCACCGACGACUCCCACUCCGCCGCCGCCGGCGACGCGGGCGAUGCGGAGCCCUCCGAGGCCGAGGCCCGCCUCGACGCCGCCGAGAAGGUCCUCCUCCGCUGGGACCCCUCCUCCUGCGACUCCCUCCUCUGGGAGGCCCCACCUGAGGAGAUCGCCGACUUCCUCGCCGCCGUCGACGAGGUCAUCUCCUUCGCCGCCGGCCCCCAGGUUUCCCCCUCCUCCUCCCCCUCCUCCGCCGCCGGCGACCUCCGCUACCGCGCCGAGAGCGCGCUCCAGAUCGCCAUGUUCCGCCUCGAGGAGGAGUUCCGUUACCUCAUGAUCCAGAACACCGUCCCCCUCAACGCCGACGGCCUCCACGGCUCCAUCCGCCGCCUCUCGCUCUCCUUCGCCUCCGACAGCGGCGAGAACAUCGAGGACUUGGAGGGCUCCGUCGAAGAAGAACAGCAGCAGCCACAGCAGCAAGAGGGAAGUCCCGAGGACAGGAGUGGAAGCAGCCUCUCGGACGAUCGCAGCGUAGAUCUGAUCCGCCCGGAAGCCAUUGCCAGCCUGAAAGAGAUCGCCGACCGCAUGAUCUGGGCCGAGUACGGGAGGGAGCUCCGCCAGGUGUACUGCACAGUCCGGCGUGACAUUCUCGACGAGUGCCUCAUAAUUCUCGGUGUCGACCGGAUGAGCAUCGAGGAGGUGCAGAGGAUGGAGUGGCGGAUGCUCAAUGACAAGAUGAAGAAGUGGAUUCAGGCUGUUAAGAUCGUCGCCAGGGUUCUUCUCAUGGAGGAGAGGCGGCUCUGCGACCAGAUCUACGCUUCCUGUGAAGAGCUGAGGGAGCAGUGCUUCGCAGAGACCGCCAAGGGUUGUGUCAUGCAGCUGCUCAACUUUGGGGAUGCCAUCACUAUCUGUCAGCGGUCAUCGGAGAAGCUUUUCCGGAUACUGGACAUGUAUGAAGCUCUUGCUGAUGUGAUGCCGGACCUGCAGGCCUUGUUCCCGGCAGACUCGAGGGAGCUUAUAUGCGGCGAGGCUGAGGGGAUUCUGAGGAGGUUGGGAGAUGCUGUGAGGGGCACUCUUUUGGAGUUUGAGAAUGCAGUUCAGCGAGAGUCAUCUCGGAAGCCAAUGCAGUCCGGUGAGAUACAUCCCUUGACACGGUAUGUGAUGAAUUAUGUGAGACUGCUGGUUGACUAUAGUGACGCACUGAAUUUGCUUCUGGAAGACGGUGGAAUGGAGGGUGGUGCAGAUCAGGAUCGUUCUGCAUGGGGUGAGAGUGAUGAUAGCAGGUAUUUGGGGAGUAUGACUCCAUUGGGCAGGCGUCUCCUGCUGUUGAUCUCUUAUUUGGAGUCUAAUCUUGAAGAAAAAUCGAAACUUUAUGAAGAUGCUGCGAUGCAGUACAUAUUUUUGAUGAACAAUAUACUUUAUAUAGUUCAGAAAGUGAAGGAUUCUGAGCUUCGGAGGCUUUUAGGAGACCAUUGGAUACGUAAAAGACGGGGCCAAAUCCGGCAGUAUGACACGAGCUACCUCAGAACUUCCUGGACCAAAGUGUUGUCUUAUCUAAAGGAUGAUGGAUUUGGAAGUGGGAGCGGGAGCUCUAAUAGUGUUUCCAAGAUGGCUCUCAAGGAAAGGUUCAAGAGUUUUAACUUGGCAUUUGAAGAAAUAUACAGGGUCCAGGCAACUUGGAAGGUUCCGGAUCCCCAGCUUAGAGAAGAACUGAGAAUAUCUAUAUCGGAAAAGGUCAUCCCUGCAUACCGCGCAUUUAUGGGAAGGUUUGGAGGUCAACUGGAGGGGCGUCAUGCAGCAAAGUACAUAAAGUACACUCCUGAGGAUUUGGAGAAUCUGCUGCUGGAAUUGUUUGAAGGGUUGCCUGGGCCAGCAAACCAUCCAAGGAGAAAGCCUUAGUUGCUGACAGGAUUCUCGUCUCUGGUAAGCUCUACUUUUUAUGAGGGUCUUGGCUUUGCGGAACUCAGGUACCUCACUGAAUGUAAGCAUGGUAACUUUAUGUCUAUCUUCUGCUCUUUUUGAGUUACUGUAUUAUGUUAUGAUGUAGUUACAGAAUUAUAAAUACUGCCUCCUUGACUUCUGAUAUGUGCUGUAAUGAUAAUACAUUUGUAUAUUACUUCUCAAUGAAGAAUCUUUCUGAAUUUUGCUACAUUA